CGCCCACCCCACCUCCGCAUCUCAGCUCAGUACUUGAUCCACCACCCACAAAUCCGCCGCGCCCAAAUCAGGAGGAGGAGGUAAGAGGAGAGGUAGGUGCCGAGAAGAGAUGGAGGUGGAGGCGGCGACGGCGGCGGCCAUGGACUUCCACGCGCUCUCCCGCCGCGAGCUGCAGGCGCUGUGCAAGCGCAACGGCGUCCGCGCCAACAUGACCAACGCCGCCAUGGCCGAUGCCCUCCAGUCGCUCCCCACGGUGGAUGGGGUCGACGAGAUCGGCACGGCGGCGCUCUGCCUCCCGACGCCGAGCAGGUCGACGAUGAAGUCGGCUUUGAAGGCCGCCGCGGCGAUCGGCGAGGAGCAGCAGCACGGGAGCCCGCUCCCCCGCGGCCGCCGCGUGUCGGUGAUGUCGCCGGAGGCCAUCCGGUUGGACGUCGAGGAGGGCGAGGACGAGAUGAAGCGGGAUCUCGUCAAGGAGAUCGUGAGGACCCCGGGCGUGGCGCUGCGCAGCACCAGCCGCCGCGCGAGGGCCACGCCAGCGCCGAUCCCGACCCCUGCGACCACUAGGCGGACCGCCGCUGCGCGCAAGGUGGAGGAGGCUGCGCCUACCCCAGCUACUCUGCGGAGGAGCCAGAGGACGGCUGCUCGGAAGGCCGCUGCUCCGGUGGUGGAGGAGGUCACGGCAACUAAGACAACAACUAGGAGGUCUGCGAGAUCGAAGGUGAUGGUUGAUUUGGAGCAGGAGGUGGAGGACAUGGCGGUGGCGUUGCAGGAGGUGAAGGUUCAGGAAGAGGAUCCAAAAGAUGUUGCUUCCGAUGAGAAAUGUGAUGAGGAAGAGGAAGCUACGAAAAUUCUGGGAGGAAACAGUAAAGAGGUGGAAUCAGAGGAGGGUGAGGAAGUUGUUUCUUCUGCUGCACCAACUGAACUUGCAGUAAUUUCAGUUAUGAGCUGUGAUGACCCUAAGGAGGAGGAAAUAGUUGCAACUGGGGAGGAACCAGCUAAAACCCAAGAAGUCAUGGAGGAUUCACCAAUCCUAGGAGUCCUGUCAAAGCCAGAACCUGUGGAACCACUCAGCGAGAAGAUAGAAGAUGCCUCUGUUGGUGAUGGUCUGGGCUUUGGUAAACUGUCCGCAUUGAAGGAGAUAACUGGUGAGAUGAAUGAUAAGGAAGUUGAUGCCGAUGAGGUUCCAGAAGAGAAGCUUCCAGCUGAUGUGACCGAUGACAAGACCAGCGAGGAAGAUGACCUCAACGAAGUUGAGAAAUUAUCUGCCGUUGAGAUACCACAGGCUGAUCUAACAGGUGAUAAAACCAGUGAGGAAGAGGAUCUGAAUGAAGUGAAGGAAGGGUCGGCCUAUGAGAAUCCGCAGGCUGAUCGGAUAGACGCUGAGAGCAGUGAGGAAGAUGAUCUUGAUGGGGAUUACAGUGAAGAAUCUGAUAUUGAUGAGGAGUCCAAUGAGGAAGGUAUGCUUGAUGAGGAAUUCGCCGCUGAGGAAUAUGCCUCCAGUGAGGAGACUGAUGAUGAGAGUGACCCCUCUGAAGUGGCCACUGAUUCUGAUGAAGUGGAAGUAGAAAAGCUGCAGGUCGCAAUGGAGGAUGGAUUGACUGCCGAGGCCAAUCAGGUUGAUGAUGAAGAGGAUGAUUUCAGCGGUGACCUACCAUCGGAUUUCGACAAUGCCGACAACUUCAGUGAUGAUGAAACUGAGAGCGAUGCCACUGUUGUGAUCUCAUCUGCUUCCAAGGCCGCUGUUGUGAAGACCCUGGAUGACUCCUCCGUCACUGAAGCAUCCAGUGAGGAGGAGGUUUCUCAACAGGAGGUGGAAGCCUCAGUUAACUCCAUCGUGAAGUCCCUGGAUGAGUUUACUUUCACGGUGGAGGGCACCCAGAAGGAUGAGCUGACUGAAGAGAUGAAGAGCACAGAUGAUGCUGAGGAUGUGGGAGCAAAGGAGUUGAAGAAAGAGAAGAAGAAAAAGAAGCCGACUGUCCAGGAACUUAACGCCACGAGCAUGAGGAAGCUCAAAACCAUGCUCAAGGAAGAGCUAAUUGCCAAGGCUGCCGCUGGGGAAGGGAAGAGGCUGGCGCUUGCAGAGCUGGACGACAACGCCGGUGGCGUCGACUGCUGAUCGACGAUGCGGAUGGGGGGCGUGAGGAGCUGCAAAACCCAAUGCCAUAUGAGACUGAAUAAAAUGAGGAGAGCUAUAGUUGUGAAGUGAUAACUAAGGCUUCGUCUUGCUGGCGUGAGUACCCAAGUUUUAGUUGUGAAGUGAUACUUAAGGCUUCGUCUUGCUGGCGUGAGUGCCCAAGUUUUAGUUGUGAAGUGAUACUUAAGGCUUCGUCUUGCUGGCGUGAGUGCCCAAGUUUUCGUGUGUGGGGAGAGGCGCAUCAGGUUGUGAAACCAUGGUUUCUCUGAACAACCUGCAGUUUGCGUUGGUUCUCUCUGUUUCCUUUUUUCUCGUGGUCGUUUUGUGUCUUUGUAUCCGUUCCGUGCUGAGACUCUGGCUUGGUUAAGCCCUAAAUGUAUUUUACUGCUAUUUACAAGUAAUCGAGUUCUCUGUUACUGCUCA
Molecule: messenger RNA, 2557 nt
Organism: Oryza sativa Japonica Group (Japanese rice)
Lineage: Eukaryota; Viridiplantae; Streptophyta; Magnoliopsida; Poales; Poaceae
Source: RefSeq, a predicted model, not a curated record